AUGGCAUCCGAUGAUCUGAUCUCGGCGUCGAAGAUGGCAUCGGGAGGAGACCGGCUGAGCGCUCUGCCCGACAAGGCGCUCGUGCGCGUCCUCUCCCACCUCGUGACCGACGAGGCCGUGCGCACCAGCGCGCUCUCCAGCCGGUGGCGCUACGUCCACGAGGGCGUCCCCGUCGUCCACCUCGUCGACACCAAGACAGGCGGGCGGGCCGACCGCAUGGCCGACCUCAAGGUCUGCUUCGACCACCAGGUGGCGUGCGCGAUCCUCGGCAAGGGGGCGGAGACGCCGAUCCGCGUCCUCCGUCUCGGCGGCGUCCUACACGUCCCGUACGACCUGCUCGACCAGUGGAUCGCCACCGCCGUCGCCUCCGGCGUCGAGGACCUCGACAUCGAUCUCAGGUACGACGAGGCCGCCCCGGGCCCGCUCUGCCCGUUCCGCCGAUCGCCGGACCAAGACGAUUCCUGGAUGUACACCGUAACGCCGCGCCAAACCUUCCGCUGCCGCACGCUCCGCCGCCUGCGCCUGUCGUGCUGGGCGCUCGACCUGCCGGGCAGCGUGGACAUGGCGUCGCUGGAGACGCUCCACCUCGACAGGGUCACGGCCCGAGACGGGCUGCUGCAGCAGCUGCUCUCGAGCUGCCCGCGCCUCGCCGACCUGAGGAGUGCGCGAGCGUCAAGGAGCUCGCGGUGA
This is a messenger RNA of Aegilops tauschii subsp. strangulata, 690 nucleotides long. Its product is annotated as putative F-box/FBD/LRR-repeat protein At5g22670. The record is from RefSeq and is a predicted model, not a curated record. NCBI's taxonomy places the organism in Eukaryota, Viridiplantae, Streptophyta, Magnoliopsida, Poales, Poaceae. Gene Ontology annotation, molecular function: protein binding.